AUGGAGCAACUACUGGGAGUAAAAAUUGGCUGCCUCUUCGCCCUGCUGGUUCUCACUCUGGUCUGUGGCCUUACUCCCAUCUGCUUCAAAUGGUUCCAGAUUGAUGCAGCCACAGGUCGUCACCGCCGGGUCCUCAGCUUCCUGGGCUGCACUUCUGCAGGUGUUUUCCUGGGAGCGGGGUUCAUGCACAUGACUGCUGAUGCCCUGGAGGGAAUUGAAUCAGAGAUCCAGAAGUUUAUGAUGCAGAACAGGACAGAAAUGGAGGGAAGUGAUUCAGCACAGAUGGAAUACCCCUAUGGAGAGCUCAUCAUCUCCCUGGGCUUCUUCUUCGUCUUCCUUUUGGAGUCACUGGCAUUGCAGUGCUAUCCUGGGACUGCUGAAGGAGUCACAGUGCAGGAGGAGUGGGGCGAGGCUCCUGUCCUUGGACUCCACAGCCAUGGGCCUCUCCCCUCCCUCUCAAAGGGCCCCCUGCGAGCCCUGGUCCUCUUGCUCUCCCUCUCCUUCCACUCAGUGUUUGAAGGUCUGGCUGUAGGGCUGCAGCCAACAGUAGCAGCUACUGUGCAGCUCUGUCUUGCUGUCCUGGCUCACAAGGGGCUCAUAGUGUUUGGUGUAGGACUGCGGCUCGUGCAGAUAGGCACUGGAUCGCGAUGGGCCACACUGUCCAUCCUGUCAUUGGCUCUCAUGUCCCCCCUGGGCCUGGUCCUGGGGCUGGCUAUGACUCAGGGGGACUCUAAAGGGGGACGAGGCUUAGCCCAGGCUGUGUUAGAAGGUGUGGCAGCUGGCACCUUUCUGUAUGUUACCUUCUUAGAAAUCCUACCCCGGGACCUAGUCGGCCCUGAGGCCCCUCUGGCCAAGUGGGGCUGUGUAGCCGCUGGUUUUGCCUUCAUGGCCCUUAUUGCCUUAUGGGCCUGAGAGAUUCCUGACUCUUCUGAUGGACCUAUCUACAAUGGCCUUCCUACCCCUGGGAGACACUUCCCAGAUGGCUUUGGCCCUCAGAUAUUUCUCCACGGAGACAGUGACAUUCACUAGGCAUUGUCCACAUGACAAUUGUCCACAUGACCCCAGCUUUUUCCUACAUGAGAACCCAUUUCUCUGAGAAAAAGAUGUUUAAGUUAGUGCUUAAAAAUUGGAGAAUUGAUAUAAAGACUAUCACUCUAGAUUUGACUCUUGUCCCAUUUUUGCUACUGUGAAUAAUACAGUUUUUUAAAUGUUUUAUUUAUUUUUGAGAGAGAGAUAGAGACAGCAUGAG
Hyaena hyaena (striped hyena) is the source of this 1249-nucleotide messenger RNA. RefSeq names its product solute carrier family 39 member 2 (gene SLC39A2). Lineage: Eukaryota; Metazoa; Chordata; Mammalia; Carnivora; Hyaenidae. The transcript has 4 exons. The record is from RefSeq and is a predicted model, not a curated record. Gene Ontology annotation, molecular function: zinc ion transmembrane transporter activity. Bases 1 to 912 code for a protein of 303 amino acids. Gene Ontology annotation, biological process: zinc ion transmembrane transport. Gene Ontology annotation, cellular component: plasma membrane.